Molecule: messenger RNA, 1447 nt
Organism: Cannabis sativa
Lineage: Eukaryota; Viridiplantae; Streptophyta; Magnoliopsida; Rosales; Cannabaceae
Product: thioredoxin-like fold domain-containing protein MRL7L, chloroplastic
Exons: 5
Coding region: 109-1176 (355 amino acids)
Biological process (GO): chloroplast organization; regulation of DNA-templated transcription
Cellular component (GO): chloroplast stroma
Source: RefSeq, a predicted model, not a curated record
AAGAAAACCAAAAAAGAAAAACAAGAAAGUACAAUAGAUAAUACGGAAAUUGUUAAAUGAAAAAAAGAAAAAGAUAAAUAGAGAGUAGCACACAAAAUUUGGUUGCCGAUGAGACCAGCCGAGUUCUCUGCUUGCUCAGAAAUGGCUCUACAAUGUACCACAAGGUUGCCAUAUUCUUUCCCACAAUUUAAGAACAAGUUUGCAGUGUCUAAUUCAAUUGUUUGCCUGAAUUCACUAUACAACUGUAUCCAAAGAAAUGAAUGUAGAACUCUAUCAUUUAGUUUCAAUGGUAGUAGAUCACAUAUCCCCAAGACAGGAAACACAUUUGCUUAUUCCAGAGGAGCGCGAAGGGGAGUAGAAGAAGAAGAAGAUUCUAGUGACUCUGAUGAUGAGGAUGAACCUGUUGUUGAUAAGAAUGAUCCUUACUUAAUGACUCUCGAAGAACGAGAAGAAUGGAGGAGGAAGAUUAGGGAAGUGAUGGUGCGGAACCUUGAGGUUAAAGAAGAGGUUAUGCCUGAGGAGAGGAGGAAGAAGGUACAAGAGCUUGUUGAUAAAUACCCACUUGUUGUGGAGGAGGAUGAUCCUGAUUGGCCAGAAGAUGCUGAUGGUUGGGGAUUCAACUUGGGCCAGUUCUUUGACAAAAUAACCAUUAAGAAUAAUCCUAAAAAAGUUGAUGAUGACGAUGACGAUGAUGAUGAUAGCAAAAAUGAAAUUGUAUGGCAAGAUGAUAACUAUAUACGCCCCAUCAAAGACAUAACCACAGCUGAUUGGGAGGAGACUGUUUUCAAGGACAUCAGCCCUUUGAUUAUUCUUGUACACAAUCGCUAUAGAAGGCCAAAGGAAAAUGAAAAAAUUCGAGAUGAAAUAGAGAAGGCUGUGCACAUCAUCUGGAACUGUCGACUACCUUCACCAAGAUGUGUCGCUGUUGAUGCUGUUAUCGAGACUGAUUUGGUUUCUGCACUUCAAGUGUCUGUCUUCCCUGAGAUGAUUUUUACCAAGGCUGGAAAGAUCUUGUAUCGUGAAAGAGAAAUGCGAACUGCAGACGAGCUUUCAAAGAUAAUGGCAUACUAUUAUUAUGGAGCAGCAAAGCCUCCUUGUUUGAAGACUGUGGUAGCUAGUGAGGAAGCAAUUCCUUCAGUUUCAAUUACUGCCCAACUUAUGACUGAUGGUAACUGAUAAUUGUCAUUAGCCAUUGGUUCAUUAGAAGUUUCCUAGGUUAUGUAUGAUCUCACAGUGAUAUGUUGUUUCUUCACCUAUAUAUCCCUUUAUACAGAAAAUCCAUUUUUGUAGGAAAGUUGCUUUCGUAUAUUGUAGUUUUCUAUCUGUUCCAAUAAACGAAUGAACUCGUAGGAAAUUUUUGUUGUCCAGUUACAUAGUUUGCAAGUAUACUUACUAUACAGAGUAAACCAAAAAGUUUUAUGUAGCUUCUUUAGCACUUUGUUCUUAA